This is a messenger RNA of Histoplasma capsulatum G186AR, 627 nucleotides long. RefSeq lists its product as uncharacterized. The coding region runs from base 1 to 627 and encodes 208 amino acids. The transcript has 4 exons. The record is from RefSeq and is a predicted model, not a curated record. NCBI's taxonomy places the organism in Eukaryota, Fungi, Ascomycota, Eurotiomycetes, Onygenales, Ajellomycetaceae.
AUGAAGGCAGCAGUAGUAAUCAUUCCCCCCCCUCCCGGGUUCCAAGCUAGGCAAAACCCCACAGCCUCGUCGAUCCUCCAGACUCCAUUUUUAGGCACUCCGUUCGUUAACUGGGUUCAUACUAUAUUAUUACAUCACCACCGCCGUGCGCACAUUGGCUACCGCUACCGUCUGGGAGUCACCAGCCCCAGUCAGCCCAGUCACCAGCUCACAAACAGCCAACCAGCCAAACAGCCCCUUGCCACUCCCAUCCGCACACGACCCGUGGACGCCGCCAUCCAAGUCACCCAAGUCGCCCAAGUCGCCCAAGCCCAAGUCAAGUCACCAGUCACCAGUCACCAGUCACCAGGUCUGACAAAUCAGCCGCCGCCCAGAUCCGCUGUAGCCUCUGCCAUUGGGCGGCUGGCACAUCCCCGAACUCCCUCGCAGAGGCCAAUUCGCAGCCCUGGUUGGCUGGUUUGCCUGUUGCUCUUGGUCACUCGCCCGGUCACUGGUCACUGGUCAGGCCUCAAGCACCUCACUCAGCCCAUCCGCUGGUCGCCUUCGCACGUCCUGCGUAGUGCGUCGUUAUUUCUUCUGCCUUGGGGGGCGGCGGAGACCCAACAACGUCACUCUUCCGUGAACUGA